Molecule: messenger RNA, 1539 nt
Organism: Chanos chanos (milkfish)
Lineage: Eukaryota; Metazoa; Chordata; Actinopteri; Gonorynchiformes; Chanidae
Gene: fkbp16
Product: FKBP prolyl isomerase 16
Exons: 8
Coding region: 1-1539 (512 amino acids)
Biological process (GO): negative regulation of apoptotic process; protein folding
Cellular component (GO): membrane; cytosol; endomembrane system
Molecular function (GO): peptidyl-prolyl cis-trans isomerase activity; protein binding; protein folding chaperone
Source: RefSeq, a predicted model, not a curated record
AUGGUAUCCCUUGCUCCCUGUGGAGAGAUGGAGCAAGAGGCUGGAGAACCAGAGGAUAUAUCACUGGAUCCAAAUGAAUCUAAAGCAAUGCAGACCAGCCCCAGGCCUGAGGACGGGGAGGGCAUGGUGGAGACACCGUCUCAGCAGGCAGUCAUGGGGACUAGAACAGAGACUGAGAAAAUGGACGAAGAAUGUGAAUACAAAGAGGAGAAAAAGAGAAGGGUAGAGACAGAGUUGGAAGAGGGAAUGGAAAAGGAAGAUGAUAUUAAGAAAGAGGAAGAAGAGGAAGAGCAGGGAGGGGAGGUGGAGGAGAAGACUUUGAUCAGUCAGGAUGAAGGUGGCAGAGCUGAGACUGAGUGUGGUGAAAGCACUAAUGACGACACCACAGGACACCCCGAGGGAGGAAGAAGGCUGAGGAAGACUUCAAGUUUGGGAAAAACUGUUCGCUUUCAGGAGGCUGAGGUUGUGGAGGAGAGAGACAACUCUGAGGAGACUCUCUUCCCUGAAUAUGAGUCAGAGGAAUGGACCUCCUCUAGUUUUGAGGUGCUGUUCCUGGCAGAGGACUGGUUGGAUAUUACAGAUGACCGUCUGCUUCGGAAGAAGAUUCUGGAGCAUGGCCCUCAAGAGGCCCCUGGCCCAUGCUGGGGUCAAGAGGUCACUCUGAAAAUGCAAGGUGUAUUGGAGGACAGAACAGUGGUAGAGAAAGACUGCAAACUGGUCUUUGUCAUUGGGGAGGGAGAUGUCAAUCAGGCACUGGAGGAGUGUGCCAUAUCAAUGAGGAAAGAGGAGAUCGCAUUACUGUUGGCUGAUUCACAGUACACUUACGGACUGCUUGGAAGGGAGCCGGAUAUUCCUGCUUGGGCCCCUUUGCUUUACCAGCUGCAGCUCCUGGACUUCAGAGACAAACCAGACCCCCUGACCCUCCCCAUCUCUGACCGCAUCCGCAUCGGCAACCAAAAACGAGAGAGGGGCAACUUCUACUUCCAGAGGGAGGAAUAUAGCAUGGCAGCUAGAGCCUAUUGCAUGGCCUUGGAUGUUCUCACUACACGUACAAAAGACAACAAGGACUCAACAGCGGAGGAGGAAGAGGAGGUCAAUGACUAUCGGGUGAAGUGUCUCAACAACUUGGCAGCUGCGCAGCUGAAGCUGGAACAGUACGACGAAGCCCUGCACACUUGCAGAGACGUGCUCUUCCUUGACCCCAGCAACGUCAAAGCUCUCUUCAGAGCAGGAAAACUGUUGUCAGAUAAAGGAGAAUAUGAGGAGGCAAUGGAGACGUUAAAGAAGGCUCUGAAGCUGGAACCAUCCACCAAGGCCAUCCAUGCAGAGCUGUCUAAACUGGUGAAGAGACAGGCUGGUGAAAAUGAAACGGACACCUGGAAAGCAAAACCUGCCCAAAUUCUAGGGGAAAAUAUCGCCCCCUUUUUGACUCCCCCUAAAAAGAAAGCCCCCGGUAUUUCUUGGAAGUUUCUGCUUGGUGCUUUGGUGGUGGCCUUGGGCAGUUUAGUGACAUCCAUGGUCCUGACUGCAAGAAACUAA